AUGGCCGCGCGGCUCCAAACCAGGCCUCUCUGUUCUCACUGCUCUCUGUUCUCGCUGCAGCCUCGGCGAGGGGCGUACGCCGCCACGAGACUGAGCGUGUGGCCGGGGAUCUCCUCUGUAAACCACCCCGGCGGGGGUCGGGGGUGUCUCAGAGUCUUGGCCAUGGCCAAGCGUCGGGUUUUCACAGUCCCUGAGAUUGCUUCCGGUUAGUACUGUGCUUUCUCAUAUUUGAUAUAUCUGUGUAAAUUUAUUUAUGGAAUUAUGCCAUUAGUACCCCUGUAUCUCUAACUUCAUCUAAGGUAGAGUUGAAUUCCUGUGGAGAAACAGCGGAAAAACUGAUGGGUAUGCCAUCCGUGUCGCCAAUCUAGAGAAACAUGACGCAGUGCAAAUAUAUGAGGGAAUUAGUGCCUGUCAUAUCGUUUGCGUAUGAGUGCUAUUGUUGUGGACGGUGUUGCCUUCUUCAAACACAGACGAUAUUCUUCAUCCAUUAUGAGUAAUGAUGAAUUCCCAUGGUAUUAUUACGGUCUUCGUAACUUCCAAAGUUUUUUUUGACAUGGAAGAGAUCCUCUCUUCUCCCAAGGAAACCUUAUAGCUUACUGUUCUGCUUUUAUUUCAUUUCUGUGCAUCAUCAAGUACACUUAAAAUAUGUUCAUAUAUAUAUAUAUUUAGAAUAUUUAUUUAAAUCCUUGAUGUUGACUAGCUAGAAUCUCUGCAUAGGUUCAAGCACCAAAGGUAAUCGACCUGAUCAAGUUUUCAUAGAAAAUAGUCCUGAUAUGGAUUUAUUCUUCCUUCUGCUAUGGUGUUGGUGGAAGUAGAUUUUUGUAUCCAUCUAAUAGCGUGAAUAUAUAAUCUUGAUGUCUUUUCGCAGCUGCCGACCUUCAGUUCGAGUCACCCUUGAAGAUUGUGGAGUAUCCUGAUCCAAGACUUAGAGCAAGGAACAAGAGCAUUGCCACAUUUGAUGACAAUUUGAAGAGACUAGUUGAGGAGAUGUUUGAUGUUAUGUACAAGUAAGUUUUUUUUGAUAUUUUUAUUUAAUUCUUCUGAGAUUCAUUCCCACUGGAACAAUAGUUAGCUUCAUAUUAUCGUUCUGUGAAUUAUAUAAACGUACUCUAUACCAGAAGCUCGAUUACGAGUUUGCCAGUCCAACAGUUUUUUAGAAGAACAAAAGGAUGAGGCCUACUCUGCCUCAUUAAGAGAAUGGUCUAUCAUUCCUUAACGUUAAUGAAAACGGCAUUGGGGAUUGUAACCUAUCAAAUCGCGGCUUCAUGGAUCUCGUACCUCGGAAUCUUGAUAUGGUUAAAUUGGAUGGUUUAAGAUCCUCAGUAAAUGCGUUUUGAUUAUCAACAUUUUUGUAGUUUGGGCUAUGAACUUGUAGCCCCAAGUUCAGUGAUAUUUAUGAAUGAGUAUCCUGAAAGCAAUUUCUCACAUUAUAUUCUAUGCUGCCAUAGUAUUGUUAGUUUAGUGCGCAGGUUAUGUUGUUCUUGGCAGUUUAGCCUUUUAGAAACUCCAAAAGUUCAGCAAUAUAUCUUUUAUUAAUUUUGGAAGUUCAGCCUUUGAUUAUUGUUAUUAUUGUAAUUUAUUCUCAUUUUGGCUUACGUUUUGCAUUUUCUGCAAAGAACCGAUGGCAUAGGACUCUCAGCACCCCAAGUUGGCAUCAAUGUGUUACUCAUGGUAUUCAAUGCCGCUGGUGAACGUGGUGAAGGGGAUGAAAUUGUCCUCGUAAAUCCAAAAAUUUACAAGUACUCCAAGAAGACUCUGCUUUUCAACGAGGGCUGCUUAUCAUUUCCAGGGAUCUAUGCAGAUGUUGAGGUGAAGAUUAAAUCUUCAACUCUUUGCCAUUAUCGUUUCAAAAUUUGAGUUGUGUUUUCUAUUAUUAUAGUGCAGUCAGACGAAAAUUUGCAUCUUCGUCAUUUCUUAUGAUUUGUGUAUUUGAUUACAUAGUGUUUGCCAAGUUUUUUGGAGGAUGUUGGGGUUUCUUCUAUGCCAUCUUGUUUUAGCAAGGAACUUGAGACGGAUAAGCAGAGGUUAAGUCAUGUUAAUUAAGGAAGCUGCCAUGAAGGCGUGAUUAUUGUUGGACUAGGUUUUAGAUUUUGCUGAUUCUAUUAGUUUUCUUAUUUAAGUCCAAUUUUGUUUUCUGAAGAGUACAUAGCCAGUUUUUUUUUUCUGAGAUUAUGUUCCUUACAUUGAAAUGUAUCCCUUCCACCUUCAAAAAAUCAUACCAAGUAGUACCAGAGCAGGGCUAAGAGAAGAAGACCACCUUUGGGACCGAAUUGAGUGCUUCAGAUGUUUGGAAUAACCGAUGAUGCAUUCUUCUUGAUUUAUGGCUUCUUUUGUACAUUGCACAUGAUUAGUCUGUUCCUUAACAAUUAUCCUAGGUCACCCAUUAAUUGGUAUCAUUAGUUAGAUAUUUUUUUCUGUGAAGUUCAAUGUAGCCUCUCCACUCAUACUUUCGGGGGGAUUGAUGUAGUCGAUUUUUUAAACCUUCUUGCAGAGACCAGCAUCUGUCAAGAUUGAUGCCCGAGAUGUUACUGGAGCAAGGUUUACGGCUAACUUAUCUGAACUUCCGGCACGUGUUUUCCAGCAUGAAUAUGACCAUCUGCAGGUCUUUUCCUAAAGAUAUCAAUGCCCUUAUUUUUCUUGUCGUUGAGUUGCCGGGAAUAUGAAAAGUCUGAAAGCGGUAACAUUCUGCGUUUCAAUUGGUGGUGCAAUUAAUAUUCUCUUUUGAAUUAUUAGCUGGGCGACAGAUCUACGCUCCAAUAUCAAGUAUCGGAUCCUGAUUCAAUCCUGUAUUUGCUGAUCUUGGCCAAUUCUGUUUGCCUUCUCCUUCAAAAAAUUCCAUUAGAGAGGAUCAGUUGACCCCACUGGAACAUAAAGAAUUCGUGGAACUGGUAAUGUUGUCUUGGAGCGACUUCCAUUAGACAAAACUUGAGGCCGAAGACCUGCAGGUCGUCGUUGUGGAGGCACCAUGGACUGUGAUGUUGUGUGGGAGCCGCUACUAGAAAACUGAACUCGAGUUUAUACAAGCUUUCAUCGUACCUUUUAUUAAAUCAACAAACCUUUGCUAUCGCAUCCAUGGUGCCCGUCUUUUUAGUGUAAUUGAGUGAGUUUGAGUUGACUUUGGAGACUUAAAGAAGACUGUGCCUGGCAUUUAAUGAAGUUUGAAGAUAAUCCAAGACAACUCGUAGUAUUCUUCUUUGUUCAUGAAAAUAGUGCAUUGAUCUCGCUGCUUACCACAAGUCAUAGAUCGAGAUCUGUGAAAACCUCUUUCUACGCUAUUAUCCCGCACAUAUCUACAUGCCAUUGCUCUACUUUCAGACUCUUUCUGUUGUUAACGUUCGCGAGAUUACUGCUAUUUAGGAGUGCUGACCACCGUGUGCAAAGCCCUCAAAGGGCCUUGUAGAUUUUUUUUCCUCCUCUCUUUAUAUGGGAUUAUUUGGAGAACCUGAAAUCUGGUCGACGCAUAGUCUGAAGGAUGGUUUUUUUUGUGAAUUAACCUUAUCUUAAACGCACCUGAGAAUUUCAUAAAGUGCAAGUCUUUGCACUCUGCUGCCCAGAUUUCUAUCGUGCUAAAGAAAGCGGUUGUGCUCUGAAUCCACAGGGAACUCUGUUCUUUGAUAGAAUGACUGAAGAUGUUCUUGACAGCAUUCGUCCAGCACUGCAGGUUUGCCAAAAUAUCUCUUUCUAUGUUUCCCAAUCUUUCCUUUCUUCAAUGAUCUCGUUGUUUGAUUGGUCGCGCCUGAUCCUAUCCAAAUAACUUCCAUUUGAGCGACAAAUAAUCUGCGAUUAUUUUAUUCCUGGUUCAUCGAAGAUAAUAUAUUUCAUAAAAGGGCAACUACCCCACCUGCGUUUUGGAAAAGAAAAGAAAACUGAUAUCAUGCUAGACGUUUAGGUGUUAGUUGUGAGGACAGGAAGAGAUCUAAGAUGUGAUCUACUGCGCCCAUUUGCUCUUCUUCUUGAUCCGGCGUUAUCUUGUGGAGCUAAAGUCAUUGAGAAUACUCCAUUAUGGACUAGUGGGUUUCUUUGCAAGAAAUAUGAUUCGUACUCAUGUUUUUAUGGCUCCAGAGUCUCCUCUAUUCCAAAAAAUAUGCUUAGCACAUCCUUUUAGAGUGAGAAAGAGAGAGAGAGAGAGAGAGAGAGAGAGAGAGAGAGAGAGAGAGAGAGAGAGAGAGUAGCUUGUGACACUGAUGAUCAUUUUGGUGAUGAUCUCAUUUUCUCGCCCAUUUUGAUGUAUUCGGUGUCAUUGCUUCUCAUAUUUCUCUACAAUUAUUGCAGGCCCUGGAGAAGAAAUAUGAAGACAGGACCGGGGUUCCUAGCCCUGAAAGAAUCGUUAAUUACACCAGGAAGAAAGAAGCCCUUGGUUUUGCUUAG
Molecule: messenger RNA, 4368 nt
Organism: Spirodela intermedia
Lineage: Eukaryota; Viridiplantae; Streptophyta; Magnoliopsida; Alismatales; Araceae
Source: the annotation of a GenBank genome assembly